Molecule: messenger RNA, 630 nt
Organism: Protobothrops mucrosquamatus (brown spotted pit viper)
Lineage: Eukaryota; Metazoa; Chordata; Lepidosauria; Squamata; Viperidae
Gene: DUSP23
Product: dual specificity phosphatase 23
Exons: 3
Coding region: 18-473 (151 amino acids)
Biological process (GO): cilium assembly; protein dephosphorylation
Molecular function (GO): protein tyrosine/serine/threonine phosphatase activity
Source: RefSeq, a predicted model, not a curated record
GCUUCCUCGCAGGACUUAUGGCAUCGGCGCUGCCCCCCAAUUUCUCUUGGGUCGUCUCAGGCCUGUUGGCUGGGCUGGCCAUGCCCCGGCUGCCUGCUCAUUACAAGUACAUGCAUGACCACGGGAUCCGGCACCUGGUGUCGCUCACCGAGCGGAAUCCGCCUUAUCACGACACCUGCCCGGGCAUCCAAGUGCACCGUCUACGCAUUGCCGACUUCUGCUCCCCCUCGGCCGAACAGAUCCAGCGGUUUCUGCAGAUUGUGGAAGAUGCCAACGCCAAGGGGGAGGCUGUGGCUGUUCAUUGUUUGCUGGGCUUCGGAAGGACGGGAACCAUGUUGGCCUGUUACCUUACAAAGGCCCACAAAAUCAGUGGGGCAGACGCCAUCCAGAAAAUCCGCCAACUGCGUCCGGGCUCCAUCGAGACGUACGAUCAGGAGAAAGCAGUAGUCCAGUUCUACCAGCGUACAAAAUAGACGCAGGAAAGGAUGAAACUGGCCUGUGAGAAAGAACACAACGGUUGUGUCUCUUUCGGCUCCUUUCUGGGGGGAAAACAAGUUAUAACAAGUUCACUUGAGAGAGUGGAUCUAACAGGGAUCCGGUCUGACUGGAGUCACACACAAAAUCACAAAG